Phyllopteryx taeniolatus (common seadragon) is the source of this 15564-nucleotide messenger RNA. It is a transcript of the gene mycbp2, whose product is annotated as MYC binding protein 2. Lineage: Eukaryota; Metazoa; Chordata; Actinopteri; Syngnathiformes; Syngnathidae. Bases 428 to 14773 code for a protein of 4781 amino acids. The record is from RefSeq and is a predicted model, not a curated record. The transcript is spliced from 84 exons. Gene Ontology annotation, cellular component: nucleus.
GCAGGCAGGCAGGGAGGGAGGGCUGAUGAUGGAGCCAAGAUGGCAGCCCGUCUGAGGGUGCAGCCGCUUGGGGUCAACGCAUUUCCGAGGGACGAAUGGCAAGCAAACCCCGAAACAACCAAUGCUCGUGAUAUUUUGGACAUUUUCUCGUAGCUCGAGGAAGAGACGCAGAGGAGGAGAAGUAAAAGGAAAAGGAGAAGGAGGAGGAGGAGGAGCAGGAGGAGGACGACGACGACCUCGGUCGUUGAAUUAGCCCCGAUAACAAGCGCCGAUCCCGGAUCCAAUUUGUUCCAUUUUCCGCAACGUUAAAAGGACAAGUUAUCGACGCGCCGUGGAUUUAACAACAUCCGGAUUGUCCCCGAUGGCCGGGCGCGAUCUCGGUGCUUUCUGUUUCGCGUGAUUCAUUGAUGCAUUGUGCUCCUAAACGAUGAUGUGUGCCGCUGCGGCAGCGGCCGCCGCCUGCGGGGGCAUUCUGCCUUCCUCGUCGCCGUCGAUGGGGCUGGGAGUCCGGGUCAUUUACGGACUAGGAGCCGAUAGCUCCACCAUUGGGCCGGGCAUGGGCUCCUGUCCGACACCCGGAGCCCAGUCUGACUGUCGGACUCGCUACCAGCUUUUACUCUCAGGGAGAGCCCUGGCGGAAAGAUACCGGAGGAUUUAUACGACUGCCAUCAACGAUAAAGAGCAAGGAAUCAAUCCGGGAAGGGGAAAGAAGGCCUUGAACAAGAAGAAGCUGAAAAGGCGACAAAAGGUGAAGUCCAAAGUCAAAUCAAGGACAAAAACGGAGAGUUUCGACGGCGCCCUCGCUGUUCCCGACAUCAAGCUGCACAGCAACCCGUCGGCUUUCAAUGUCUACUGCAACGUUCGCCACUGCGUGCUGGAGUGGCAGCAGAGGGAGGCCUCGUUGGCGCUGGCCUCCAGGAGCUCGGUGCAGAGCGGCGACUCCGACAGCGAGGAGGAGGAGGAGUACCGCGAGCCGGCCAUCAAGCUGCCAAAGAUCAUUGGCAUCGGCCUGUGUGGGGUCUUUGAGCUGAUAAAGGAGACUCGCUUCUCGCAUCCCUCGCUUUGCCUGCGCAGUCUGCAGGCUCUGUUGGACAUGCUGCAGGGUCAGCAGCCAGAGGGCUUCCAGACCGAGCCUCCUGACGUGCUGGAGUCCCUUUUCCAGCUGCUGCUGGAGACCACGGUCCGAAGCACGGGCCCCAACGACCCGACGGGACAGGCCAUCACUGCCCUGUCCUGCGCCUGCCUCUUCAGCCUGGUGGUAUCCUGGGGCGACACCGGCAAGAUUCUGCAGGCCGUCUCCGCCAUCCUCACCAACAAUGGCAGCCACGCCUGCCAGACGAUACAGGUGCCCACCAUAUUGAACGCCCUGCAGAGGAGCGUGCAGGCGGUUUUGGUGGGAAAGAUCCAAAUCCAGGAAUGGUUCGGAAACGGCAUCAAACGCGCUGCCUUGAUGAACAAAUGGGUGCUGAAGGGCGUCACCAUCGACGAAGACGAGCGCUGCCUCCUGCAGACGGACGGAUCCUUUCUCUACCUGCUGUGCAAGGACGGACUGUACAAAGUGGGCUCGGGAUACAGCGGUACUGUCAGGGGGCAUGUUUACAACUCCACAUCCCGCAUCAGGAAUCGUACAGAGAAGAGGUCAUGGCUGGGUUUCGCUCAGGGCUACUUGCUGUACCGGGACACGGGUAACCACAGUAUGUCGGCCAUUAAGAUCAAUCCUGAGACACUGGAGCCUGAGGGGGCUGUCACUAUGCCAGGUCAACACUCGGACGGGCAGAACAUACUCUUCACGGACGGAGAGCACAUUAACCAAAUAGCAGCAUGCAAAGAUCAGGAUGGUUUUGUGGUGCGCAUCUACACUAUGAGCUCCGACCCGAGCCUGCAGCAGGAACUGCAGCUGAAGCUGGCGAGGAAGUGUCUGCAUGCCUGUGGCAUCUCCCUCUUUGACCUAGAGAAGGAUCUGCACAUCAUUAGCACGGGCUUUGAUGAGGAGGCGGCGUUGCUCGGAGCUGGCAGGGAAUUUGCACUGAUGAAAACUGCCUCUGGGAAGAUCUACUACACAGGAAAGUAUCAAAGCCUGGGUAUAAAGCAGGGAGGCCCUUCUGCUGGCAAAUGGGUAGAACUUCCUGUUACCAAAUCUCCCAAGAUCCUUCAGUUCUCCGUCGGCCACGACGGCUCCCACGCGUUGUUAGUGGCCGAAGACGGAAGCGUCUUCUUUACAGGUUCUGCGAGCAAAGGAGAAGAUGGAGAGUCGACUAAAAGUCGGCGACAGCCCAAACCCUACAAGCCGAAGAAGAUGAUCAAAUUAGAGACCAAGAUGGCGGUGUACACUGCGUGCAACAAUGGCAGCAGCAGCAUCGUCACCAAGGACGGCGAGCUGUACAUGUUCGGAAAGGACGCCAUUUACAGCGACAGCACUUGCCAGGUGACCGACUUGAAAGGGCACGUUGUGACCCAGGUUGCGAUGGGAAAGGCCCACACGUGCGUCCUCACCAAAAGCGGGGAAGUGUGGACGUUCGGGGUGAAUAACAAGGGCCAGUGCGGCAGAGACACGGGGGCCAUGAGUCAGGCUGGGAAAGCGUUCGGUGUGGAGAACAUGGCCACGGCCAUGGACGAGGACCUGGAGGACGAGCUGGAGGAGAAGGAAGAGAAGAGCAUGAUGUGUCAGCCCGGCAUGCACAAGUGGAAGCUGGACCAGUGUAUGGUUUGCACCGUGUGCGGCGACUGCACGGGCUACGGUGCCAGCUGUGUCAGCAGCGGGCGGCCUGACAGAGUACCAGGCGGCAUCUGUGGUUGCGGGUCAGGAGAGUCUGGCUGCUCGGCGUGCGGCUGCUGCAAGGCUUGUGCCAGGGAGCUGGAUGGGCAGGAGGCUCGACAGAGGGGCAUCUUUGAUGCCGUCAAAGAGAUGAUCCCAUUGGAUCUCCUGCUAGCUGUGCCUGUUCCCCCCCCUCCAGGAGUGAACAUCGAGGAGCACAUUCAGAUUCGGCAGGAGGAGAAACGGCAAAGGAUCAACCGCCGACACAGGCUGGAGGAGGGACGAGGCCCCAUUGUUUCCCCCGGUACCAUUUUAAUGAACCAGCGUGAGCAAGCCCUAGCCAGAAUAAGACCCCUUCAGGCACUAAGGCAUAAACGGGACAAGCACAAAGAUGGCAGCAGCGAACGUGGUGAGAAAGAUGCCAGUAAAAUCACCACCUACCCGCCGGGGGCAGUCAGGUUUGACUGUGAAAUGCGGGCGGUGCAGGUCAGCUGCGGUUUUCACCACUCAGUGGUGCUGAUGGAGAAUGGCGACGUCUACACGUUUGGUUACGGACAACAUGGCCAGCUUGGACACGGUGAUGUAAACUCCAGGGGAUCUCCAACUCUGAUCCAGGCCCUCCCGGGUCCGAGUGUUCAAGUGACCGCAGGCAGCAACCACACGGUUGUUCUUCUAGUGGACGGACAGGUCUUCACUUUUGGUAGUUUCUCGAAAGGGCAGCUCGGGCGGCCUAUCCUCGACAUGCCCUACUGGAACGCCAAGCCGUCCCCCAUGCCCAACAUCGGCGCCAAAUACGGACGAAAGGCCACCUGGAUCGGCGCCAGCGGAGACCAGACGUUCCUCCGCAUCGACGAGGCGCUCAUCAACUCCCACGUGCUGGCCACUUCCGAGAUCUUUGCCAGCAAACACAUCAUCGGCCUGGUGCCCACCUCCGUGUCCGAACCGCCUCCGUUCAAAUGCUUGCUCAUCAACAAAAUGGACGGAAGCUGCCGCACCUUCAAUGAUUCCGAGCAGGAGGACCUGCAGGGGUUCGGGCUCUGCCUGGACCCCGUGUAUGAUGUCAUAUGGAGGUUCUUACCAGAUUCAAGAGAGAUGUGGUGUUACAACGCAGUGAUAGCAGAUGCCAGGAUGCCCUCCGCCACAGACCUCCAGGGCCGCUGCAGCAUCCUGAGCCCGGAGCUCGCCUUGCCCGCGGGGUCGCACGCCACCACCACCCGCUCACAUGGCGCGCUACACAUUCUUGGUUGCCUGGACACACUGGCGGCCAUGCAGGAAUUGAAGAUGGGCGUGGCCAGCGCCGAGGAAGAGACGCAGGCGGUGAUGAAGGUCUACUCCAAGGAGGACUACAGCGUGGUGAACCGCUUUGAGAGUCACGGUGGCGGUUGGGGCUACUCGGCCCACUCCGUGGAGGCCAUCCGCUUUUGUGCUGAUGCCGACAUCUUGCUGGGGGGGCUGGGCCUGUUUGGCGGACGAGGAGAGUAUACCGCUAAGAUCAAGCUUUUUGAGCUGGGGCCUGAUGGAGGCGACCAUGAGACUGAUGGAGAUCUGCUUGCUGAGACUGACGUACUGGCCUAUGACUGUGCUGCCAGGGAGAAAUAUGCCAUGAUGUUUGAUGAGCCAGUGUUGCUGCAGUCGGGCUGGUGGUACGUGGCUUGGGCCCGGGUUUCUGGUCCCAGCAGUGAUUGCGGAUCCCACGGACAAGCUACCAUCACCACUGAUGACGGUGUGGUAUUUCAGUUCAAAAGCUCCAAGAAGUCAAAUAAUGGUACAGAUGUUAAUGCCGGUCAAAUACCUCAGCUACUUUACAGGCUUCCUUCAAAUGAUGGCAAUGCAUCGAAAGGGAAACAGCAGACCAGUGAGCCGGUUCACAUACUCAAGCGCUCGUUUGCUCGGACAGUUUCCGUGGAGUGCUUUGAGUCCCUGCUCAGCAUCCUCCACUGGAGCUGGACGACUUUGGUUCUGGGUGUGGAGGAGCUGCGAGGGCUGAAGGGCUUCCAGUACACAGCCACCUUGCUCGACCUGGAGAGGUUGCGCUUUGUGGGCACGUGCUGCCUCCGCCUGCUCCGGGUCUACAUCUGCGAGAUCUUCCCCAUCGCUGCAAGCACCAAAGCUGUAGUGGAGGAGUCGAGCAAGCUGGCCGAGUGCGUGGGGAAGACGCGUAGCCUGCUGAAGAAGAUCCUGUCGGAGAGCACGGAUAGCUGCCUGACCAAGCUGGACAACGAUCCGCAGGGCUACCUCUCCCAGCCCCUCACCCUGCUGGAGGCCGUGCUACAGGAGUGCCACAACACCUUCACCGCCUGCUUCCACUCCUUCUACCCGACGCCGGCGCUGCAGUGGGCCUGCCUAUGCGACCUGCUCAACUGCCUAGAUCAGGACAUUGCUGAGGCCAACUUUCGCACAUCCAGCAGCCGUCUGCUGGCUGCGGUGAUGUCGGCUCUGUGCAACACCUCGGUCAAGCUGACGUCCAUCCUGCCCAUCGCUUACGACGGCGAGGUCCUGCUGCGCUCGCUGGUCAAGCAAGUCAGUACGGAGAACGACUCGGCCCUCGCUCACCGCUUCCCGCUGCUCGUGGCCCACAUGGAGAAACUUAGCCACACCGAGGAGAACCUGAUGGGAAUGACCAGCUUCCGGGAGGUCCUGGAGAAGAUGCUGGUGAUCGUGGUGCUUCCGGUGAGGAAGAGCCUGAGGAAAGAGGUGGAGCUCUUCUCUCCACACUUGGUGUCCAACACCUGUGGCCUGCUGGCCUCCAUCGUCUCGGAGCUCACCGCCUCCGCCCUGGGCUCGGAGGUUGAUGGUCUGAACUCGCUCCACUCUGUGAAGGCUUCCCCCAACCGUUUCACCAAGACGAGCCAGGGACGCAGCUGGAACACGGGCAACGGUUCCCCGGAUGCCAUCUGCAUGACGGUGGACAAGCCUGGCGUCGUCUUGGUGGGCGUCUGUGUGUACGGAGGCGGCGGCAUCCACGAGUAUGAAUUGGAGGUCCUCGCUGACGAUGCGCAGACCGAGCACCCAGGGGACUCUGCGCAUUCUCACAGGUGGACAUCUCUUGAGCUGGUGAAGGGGACUUACAGCACUGAUGAUUCUCCCAGUGACAUUGCGGAGAUUCGCCUGGACAAGGCCGUGCCGCUCAAGGAAGGGGUGAAAUAUGCUGUGCGGUUGCGCAACUACGGCAGCCGCACUGCAAACGGGGACGGCGGCAUGACCACGGUGCAGUGCUCCGACGGUGUGUCCUUCACCUUCAGCACUUGUAGCUUGAGCAGCAAUGGCACCAACCAGACACGAGGACAGAUCCCUCAGAUUCUCUACUACAGGAGCGAGUACGAUGGCGAUCUGCAAUCCCAGCUGCUGAGCAAAGCCAACGAGGAAGAUAAAAACUGCAGCCGGGCGCUGUCUGUGGUCAGUGCUGUGGUCAGAGCGGCCAAGGACUUGCUUCAUAGGGCUUUUGCUGUCGAUGUGGAUGACAUCCCUGAGCUGCUAAGCUCUUCUAGUCUCUUCUCCAUGCUGCUCCCCCUGAUCCUGGCCUACAUUGGCCCGGUGGCUGCUUCUGUACCAAAGGCUGCCGUCGAGGUCUUCGGGCUCGUCCAAGAGCUGCUCCCCGCCGUCUCGGCCCUCAACCAAAAGUACGCCCCGCCCACAUUCAAUCCCAACCAAUCGACGGACAGCACGACCGGCAACCAGCUGGAGCAAGGACUGUCGGCUUGCACCACCUCCAAUCACUACUCUGUGAUAGAGAGUGACCACCCCUACAAACAGGCCGGGGUCACGCAAUACAGGGUCUCGUUCCCCGAAUGCGUGCGUUGGACGAGCAUCGAGUUCGACCCGCAGUGCGGCACCGCUCAGCCGGAGGACGUCCUCCGCCUGCUCAUCCCCAGCCGCACCCUGCACCUGUCCUGCUUGGGCGGCAAACCUCUGAUGCACGACACCAUCAACACCUGGACUGAGCUCAGGAAGUUCUCGGGCUCCACGGGCUGGCCGACCGCAGUGCUCGUGCUGCCGGGAAAUGAAGUUCUGUUUUCACUGGAAACGGCCUCAGAUUAUGUGAAGGAUGAAAAGGCGUCCUUCUAUGGCUUUAAGUGUGUCGCGGUGGGGUAUGAAUUCAACCCAGGUCCUGAUGAGGGCAUCAUCCAGCUGGAGAAAGAGUUGGCGUACUUGGGUAGUGUGUGUGCCGCAGCGCUGAUGAAGAAAGACCUGGCGCUCCCCAUAGGCAAUGAACUGGAGGAGGACCUAGAGAUCCUCGAGGAAGCCUCUCUCCAGGUGUGUAAAGCCCAUGCAGGGAUCCUGGGGAAGGGUCUGGCACUGUCCCAUCCCCCCAUCAUCCUGGAGGCCCUGGAGGGGAACCUGCCUUUGCACCUCCAAACCAACGAGCACUCCUUCCUCGAGGACUUCAUCACAUGUGUGCAGAAUUCCAGCGGCGGACGUCUAGCGAGGUGGCUGCAACCCGACUCUUACGCCGACCCCCAGAAGACAUCGCUGAUCCUGAACAAAGACGACAUACGCUGCGGGUGGCCGGCUACCGUCGUCGUACAGACCAAAGACCAAUACGGCGAUGUGGUGCAUGUUCCAAACAUGAAGGUGGAAGUAAAAGCCGUGCCUGUUUCUCAAAAGAAGUCGUUGCAGCCCGACAAUGUGAAAAAACUGCAGCGACUAACCGGAAGCUCCUCCCCGGCGUCUGCUGGUCCCGACCUCACCUUUGGCGGUCUGCCAGCGCCUCGGCUAGAGGCCACGUACGAGCCCAUGAUCGUGAAAGAAGCUCGCUACAUCGCGAUUACCAUGAUGAAGGCAUAUGACAGCUACUCUUUUGAGGAGCUACGCUUCGCUUCUCCCACUCCAAAGAGGCCCAGUGAGAACAUGCUGAUACGGGCCAACACUGAUGGAACCUACAGUGCCAACUGGACCCCGGGAGCAGUGGGGCUCUACACAAUCCACGUCACCAUAGAUGGAAUUGAAAUAGAUGCAGGUUUGGAGGUAGAGGUCAAAGACCCUCCCAAAGGCAUGAUACCGCCCGGGACGCAGAUGGUCAAACCCAAGGCGGAGCCUCAGCCCAGCAAGGUCCGCAAAUUUGUGUCCAAGGAUAGCGCAGGCCUGCGUGUGCGCAGUCACCCCUCCCUGCAGAGUGAACAAAUAGGCAUAGUGCAUGUCAAUGGCACCAUCACUUUCAUUGACGAGAUCCACAAUGACGAUGGCGUGUGGCUCAAGCUCAAUGAGGAAACGGUCAAGAAGUACGUUCCCAGCAUGAAUGGGUACACUGAGGCCUGGUGCCUCUCUUUUAACCAGCACCUGGGCAGGAGCCUUCUGGUCCCCGCUGAUGAGGUCAGGGGCCAGACGGUGGACACCACAAAGGAGGUGAGCAGCUGCCCGUCCCGCGAAGUGCCCGCUCGGGUGCAGGGCGGGGCAGGGCAGGGCGGCGGACCGGGGCUUUAUAAGGUAGUGAAGACAGGCCCCUCUGGUCACAACAUCAGAAGCUGCCCAAACCUUAGGGGUAUCCCCAUUGGAAUGUUAGUACUUGGCAACACGGUCAAGGCCAUAGGCGAGGUGGUCAACUCGGAGGGAGCGUGGGUGCAGCUGGAUAAAAACAGCGUGGUGGAGUUUUGCGAGAGUGACGAGGGAGAGGCAUGGUCGCUGGCCAGAGACCGCGGAGGAAACCAGUACCUUCGCCACGACGAGGAACAAGCGCUGCUUGAGCACGACGCCCAGACUCCGCCGCCGAGUCCGUUCUCAGUGCAGGCCUUCAACAGAGCUGCGACGUCCAAUGGAGCGCAGGGCUUUGACUAUGGAAUCUCCAACAACAAAGGUGACCGGCUGAGCGCCAUACUGAAUUCCAUUCAGUCUGGGCCCUUCAACUCAGCAGCUCCCUCCUCAGUGUUUGAGCAAGCUGCACAACCUCCUUCCUCUUCUUCCUCCUCCUCCUCCUCCUCCUCUUCCUCUUCCUCUUCCUCCUCCUCCUCCUCUUCCUCCCUUGUCCAGAGUCCAUUUGUGUUUGGACAGUCCCCCUCCCAACUGUCUCAGCCACAACCACAGCUUCUGAAUGAUUCACCACGCAGCCUUGCUUCUCGCGAGCGUGCGCGCAAAAGCGGCGUGGCCGCAGCCGGGCAUGCCACUGCUCUCUCAUCUCUCGCUCUGAGGCAAAAGGGCGAGCGAGGGAACCUGGCGCCCGGCGCACGGUCCAUGUCCCCAGCCUCCAAACACCGCCAGGAGAACCGUUCGCCCAAACAAGAGAGUCGAGGGAGCCGCACGUCAGACCACGGCAGAGUCAAGACGGGUCAAGAAGGGUCGCUCUCGGCCAGCGAAGCCCUCAUUCUCCGCUCCGAUACGGCCAAACUGCGCUCUGACUCUCACGGCCGUUCUCACUCGCCCAAUCACAACACUCUGCAGGCCCUCAAGUCAGACGUCAGAACGUCAGGACAUCGGGCUGAGUCGCCCAACGCAGGCUCCCGCUCCUCCUCGCCGAAACAAAAAGGAGUGUCCUCCUCGGGCCGGUCCAGUCCUUCCAGCACCUCCUCCCAGCAUUCCUCGUCAACACACCACGACAAGAACGUCCCACCUAAAGUUAGCUCCUCGUCCAAAGCCAGGCUGGAACCGCCCAGAGAGAGAUCCAAGUCCGAUUCCUACACUCUGGACCCAGACACUCUUAGGAAGAAGAAGAUUCCUCUUACAGAGCCAAUCAGAGGCAGGUCCACCUCGCCCAAACCCAAAGUGUCUCCCAAAGAUCCAAACCAAGACAGCGUCGGUAACACCGAGAACCGCGUUCCUUCCCCCCACGUGACCCAAGAAAACCUGCACAGCGAGGUGGUGGAGGUGUGUUCCUCAAGCACUCUUCUUUCAAAUGAGGACGCAAACGAUGAAAACGUGGAGGUGCAGGACUCUGAGGAGGCCUCGUGCAAGGUGCACUUUAGCAUCGGCAAGGCGCCGGUCAAGGAGGAGCUGGAAAGCCGCUCUUCGCCCAAAGUCAGCCGCAAAACCUCCAGUCGGCACACCCGGCCAAAGAAGGACAAAUCCGGACCUCUUUUCAAAGGUGAGAGCACGCAGAGGAUAUGCGAGCCCGCCAAGCAGGCCAUGUCCCCAUCUGUGGCAGAAUGCUCCAGGGCGGUCUUUGCAGCCUUCCUGUGGCACGAAGGUAUUGUCCACGACGCCAUGGCCUGUUCGUCCUUCCUCAAGUUCAACCCGGAUUUGACCAAAGAGCACGCGCCCAUCCGCAGCUCCCUCGGAGGGCAGGGUGCCGAGGAGAAGGAGAGCAAGCUCAAGAACCGUCACUCCCUGGAGAUUUCCUCCGCGCUGAACAUGUUUAACAUUGCCCCGCAUGGACCGGACAUCUCCAAAAUGGGCAGCAUCAACAAAAACAAGGUUCUCUCCAUGUUAAAGGAGCCACCGUUGCCAGAAAAGUGCGAGGACGGCAAAGCGGACGCCGUCUCCUAUGACGUGACGUCGCAUCCGUCCACGAGAGCAAAAUCCAUCCUGCCGCUGACGCUGCAGCACUUGGUCGCAUUCUGGGAGGAUAUCUCCUUGGCCACGAUCAAGGCAGCGACUCAGAACAUGAUCUUCCCCAGCCCGGGGUCGAGCGCCAUCCUAAAGAAGAAGGAGAAUGAAAAGGACAGCAAAAAAGCCAAGAAGGAGAAGAAGAAGCGGGAAAAGGCGGAGGUGCGGCCGAGGGGAAAUCUGUUUGGGGAGAUGGCGCAGCUCGCCAUGGGCGGACCGGAGAAGGACACCAUCUGUGAGCUGUGUGGCGAAUCUCACCCUUACCCCGUCACCUACCAUAUGAGACAGGCUCACCCAGGCUGCGGCCGCUAUGCCGGAGGCCAAGGGUACAACAGCAUCGGUCACUUCUGCGGUGGUUGGGCUGGCAACUGUGGAGACGGUGGCAUCGGAGGCAGCACCUGGUACCUGGUGUGUGAUCGCUGCCGGGAGAAAUACCUGAGAGAGAAGCAGACUGCAGCCAGGGAGAAGGUGAAGCAGUCAAGGAAGAAGCCCUUGCAGGUGAAGACCCCGAGGGCCUUGCCCACCAUGGAGGCUCACCAGGUGAUUCGGGCCAACGCAUUGUUCCUGCUGUCCCUCAGCAGUGCCGCCGAGCCCAGCGUGCUGUGCCAUCACCCUCCCCGGCCGCUGCAUUCCCAGCUGCUCCCCAGCCUCAAAGAAGGCGUUUCGGCCGAACUUCCCAAUAAAAUGAGCUGCCUCUACCUACAGACACUCGCCAGGCAACACACAGAGAACUUUGGCGCCUACCAAGACGACAGUCUCUUCCAAGAUGAGAUGAGGUAUUUGCGCUCCACGUCUGUUCCUGCGCCCUACAUUUCGGUCACCCCCGACGCCUGCCCUAAUGUUUUCGAGGAGCCGGAGAACAACAUGAAAUCAAUGCCCCCCAGUCUCGAGACAAGUCCGAUCACAGACAGCGACACAGCCAAGCGCACCGUUUUCCAGAGGUCUUACUCCGUCGUGGCCUCCGAGUACGACAAGCAGCACUCGCCCUCUCCGGCUCGAGUCAAAGCCGUGCCCAGACGCAGAGUUCACAGCGGCGAUGCGGAGGUGGGAUCUUCGCUAUUGCGCCACCCGUCUCCCGAGCUGUCCAGGUUGAUCUCCGCCCACGGCUCCCUCAGCAAAGGGGAGAGGAACUUCCAGUGGCCCGUGCUGGCGUUUGUCAUCCAGCAUCACGAUCUGGAGGGCCUGGAAGUGGCCAUGAGGCACGCGUUGAGGAAGUCCGCAUGCCGGGUGUUUGCCAUGGAGGCCUUCAACUGGCUCCUGUGCAACGUGAUCCAGACCACUUCCCUGCAUGACAUCCUGUGGCAUUUCGUAGCCUCUCUCACUCCAUCGCCCUUCGAACCCGACGACGAGGAAGACGACGAGAACAAGGGCAACAAGGAAAACCUUGAACAGGAACGAGACCUCGGCGUUUGCGAGCACCCUUUGUCCGACAUCGUUAUCGCGGGGGAGGCGGCUCACCCGCUGCCCCACACCUUUCACCGCCUCCUCCAGACCAUCUCCGACCUCAUGAUGUCCCUUCCCAGUGGAAGCUCGCUGCAGCAGAUGGCGCUAAGGUGCUGGAGUCUCAAGUUCAAGCAGUCGGACCACCAGUUCCUCCACCAGAGCAACGUCUUCCACCACAUCAACAACAUACUGUCCAAGUCCGACGACGGCGACAGCGAGGAGAGCUUCAACAUCAGCGUUCAGUCGGGCUAUGAAGCCAUUAGCCAGGAUCUCUGCCUGGUGACCUGCCUGAAGGACCUGACCGGCGUGGUGGACAUCAAGACGUCCAGCCGUCCCGCCAUGAUCGGCAGCCUGACGGACGGCUCCACCGAGACCUUCUGGGAGUCCGGAGACGAGGACAAGAACAAAACCAAGAGCGUCACAAUCAGCUGCGUGAAAGGCAUCAACGCCUCCAACGUGUCUGUUCACGUCGACAACUCCAGAGACCUCGGGAACAAAGUGACCUCAGUGACGUUCCUGUGUGGAAAGGCUAUAGAGGACCUCUGCAGGAUUAAGCAGGUGGACCUGGACUCUCGUCACAUGGGCUGGGUGACGAGCGAGCUCCCCGGGGGCGAUCAUCACGUGAUCAAGGUGGAGCUGAAAGGGCCCGAGAACACGUUGAGGGUGCGCCAGGUGAAGGUGCUGGGCUGGAAGGAGGGCGACAGCAUCAAGAUCGCCGGCCAGAUCUCGGCCAGCGUGGCGCAGCAGAAGAACUGCGAGGGCGAAACGCUGCGUGUGUUCCGCCUCAUCACCUCACAGGUGUUUGGGAAGCUCAUCUGUGGAGAUGCAGAGCCGACCCCGGAGCAGGAGGAGAAAAAUCUGCUGUCGUCUCCGGAAGGAGAGGAAAAGGUACCGUCAGACGCGGACCUCAAAGAGCACAUGGUCGGAAUCAUUUUCAGCAGAAGCAAACUUACCAACCUGCAGAAACAGGUGUGUGCGCACAUCGUCCAGGCCAUCCGUAUGGAGGCGACGCGCGUGAGAGAGGAGUGGGAGCACGCCAUCUCCAGCAAGGAGAACGCCAACUCGCAGCCCAGCGACGACGACGCCUCCUCGGACGCUUACUGCUUCGAGCUGCUGUCCAUGGUGCUGGCGCUGAGCGGCUCCAACGUGGGCCGGCAGUACCUGGCGCAGCAACUGACACUAAUGCAGGAUCUCUUCUCGCUGCUGCACACGGCCUCGCCGCGAGUGCAGAGACAGGUGACGUCGUUGCUCCGACGGGUCCUUCCGGAGGUGACGCCGGUUCGACUGGCCAGCAUCAUCGGGGUGAAGUCUCUGCCGCCGGCGGACAUCAGCGACAUCAUCCACUCCACGGAGAAGGGCGACUGGAACAAGCUGGGAAUUCUAGACAUGUUCUUGGGCUGCAUUGCCAAAGCGCUCACCGUGCAGCUGAAGGCCAAAGGGACCACCAUCUCUAGCACCGCCGGCAUGGCUGCCGGCAAAGGGGUGACCACCGUCACGCUGCCGAUGAUCUUCAACUCCAGCUACAUCCGGCGAGGGGAGAGCCACUGGUGGAUGAAAGGCUCCACCCCUCCCCAGAUUGCCGAGAUCAUCAUCAAACUGGUGAAAGACAUGGCAGGAGGUCACCUUUCGGACGCGUGGUCGCGAGUCACCAAAAACGCCAUAGCCGAGACUAUCAUAGCGCUCACCAAAAUGGAGGAGGAGCAUCGGUCGCCCGUGCGCUGCAUUGCGACUACAAGGCUGUGGCUGGCACUAGCUUCCCUGUGUGUGCUGGACCAAGAUCAUGUGGACAGGCUGUCUUCUGGUCGAUGGAUGGGCAAAGACGGACAGCAGAAACAGAUGCCAAUGUGCGACAACCACGACGACGGCGAGACGGCGGCCAUUAUCCUGUGCAACAUGUGUGGCAACCUUUGCACCGACUGCGACCGCUUCCUCCACCUGCACCGACGCACGCGCUCUCACCAGAGACAGGUGUUCAAGGAGGAAGAAGAGGCCAUCAAGGUGGACCUCCACGAAGGCUGCGGUAGGACCAAGCUCUUCUGGCUCAUGGCUCUGGCCGACUCCAAAACAAUGAAGGCCAUGGUGGAGUUCAGAGAACACACAGGUAAGCCUGCAUCCAGCAGCUCGGACGCGUGCAGGUUCUGCGGAACAAGGAACGGAACCGAACUGUCGGCGGUCGGAAGCGUCUGCUCUGACCCCGACUGUCAGGAAUACUCCAAACUGGCAUGCAGUAAAACGCACCCAUGCGGGCACCCGUGCGGCGGAGUCAAGAACGAGGAGUCGUGCCUCCCGUGCCUGCACGGCUGCGACAAGAGCACGGGCUGCUUGAAGCAAGACGCCGACGACAUGUGCAUGAUCUGCUUCACCGAGGCGCUCUCCGCCGCCCCCGCUGUUCAGCUGGACUGCACUCACGUGUUCCACCUUCAGUGCACCCGCCGUGUUCUGGAGAACCGCUGGCUCGGGCCCCGCAUCACUUUUGGCUUCAUGUUAUGUCCAAUUUGCAAGAACAAGAUCAACCACUCUGUGAUUAAGGACCUGCUGGACCCCAUCAAGGAGCUCUACGAGGACGUGAGGCGGAAGGCGCUGAUGAGGCUGGAGUACGAGGGUCUCCACAAGAGCGAGGCCAUAACCACGCCGGGCGCGCGCUUCCACAACGACCCGGCCGGCUUUGCCAUGAACAGAUACGCUUACUACGUCUGCUACAAGUGCAAGAAGGCCUAUUUCGGGGGAGAGGCCCGCUGCGACGCCGAGGCGGGGCAGGGCGACGACUAUGACCCCAGCGAGCUGAUUUGUGGAGCCUGCUCUGAUGUCUCCAGGGCUCAGAUGUGCUCCAAGCACGGCACGGACUUCCUGGAGUACAAAUGUCGCUACUGCUGCUCGGUGGCCGUCUUCUUCUGCUUCGGCACCACGCACUUCUGCAACGCCUGCCACGACGACUUCCAGAGGAUGACCAGCGUCCCCAAGGAGGAGUUGCCGCAUUGCCCCGCAGGGCCCAAAGGCAAGCAGCUGGAGGGCACCGAAUGUCCCCUGCAUGUGGUCCACCCGCCCACGGGGGAGGAGUUCGCUUUGGGCUGCGGCGUGUGCAGGAACGCGCACACCUUCUAACCCAGAGUUGCGCCGUUGGGACGCCUUCUUGUCCACCGUGAUCUCUGGCAGGAUGCUGGCUGCUGCUGAAGCGCAUUCAGCAUGUGAAGCUCGGCUCCUCCCUGCAGGAAACGUGCGCAGGUUCCCGGGUGAGCCGAGAGCCCGCAGGUCUGCUCUCCUCCCGAACCGGUCGGUAUCCAGGCUCCGCUACGGAUCCUUUGGGAUACCUGAGCGGAAAAGAAGACAAAUAAUGAUAACAUCAAAUAUACACAUAAUAAAAGAAGAAAACAACCUGUGGCGUGUUUGCAUGCGGCCGUCGUAUUCCCUCGGCUUCUCUCCACGCUGCGCUCCUCCUGAUCACUCAAAUGGAAAAAAAAAAAAAAUCAUCCGAGUUAUGUAAAAGAGAAAAAAAAAAAAAAAGGAACAGGCCGUAUUUCCAGCUUCCUAAAUAUUAUACAUUCAAAAUGUUGUUGUAUGUAAAACAUUUUUCGUAAUCUUGUACAGUAUUCUCCAACUGUCAAGUGCAUAAAAAAAGGUUGUCGGGUAAGACUGUUAAAAGAAUAUUGUUUGGAAGGAAAAUAGUGUACGAUUUAUCUAAUCUUGUAUAUAAUGCUACUAUUCAAAUUAGCUGUAUUCUGAAAGUUGCUACUUUUCACUUCACGUUUCUUUGAUAUAUUCUGGGUUAUGUUUUGAGCCAGAACUUUUCAUGAAGUGCAAUACUGGGCGUGCCUCCUGUUUUGCAGCUGUUCAAAAAAACGACAAAAAAAAAAAAAUGAUGGAAUGUAUGUCAAUAAAGCCACUGUACAUUUUUA